Messenger RNA from Racocetra fulgida, 297 nucleotides. NCBI's taxonomy places the organism in Eukaryota, Fungi, Glomeromycota, Glomeromycetes, Diversisporales, Gigasporaceae. The record is from the annotation of a GenBank genome assembly.
AUGGAAACUUCGUUGUGUCAUGAUCUUUUCAUAGAAGAAUUGAAAAAUUUGUACAAGGAAAUAGAUCAUUUGUCAAGAUACAAAAUUGAGAAAAUUGAAAUAGUCAAUUCAAUAUAUGAUUCAUUUUCUAUCGAACAUAGGGAAGAUAUCAGAAAGGCUAUCAUAAAUGCAAACAUUCGUCUACUUAAUAAAAAUGAAAAUUAUUUAUUUGAAUUAGAGAUAUAUACUCUGGGCGAAGAAGAAGAUUGUACCAAUUUUGCUUCACAAUUCUUAUUCAAAGGAGAUUUUUCUAACUGA